Molecule: messenger RNA, 711 nt
Organism: Saprolegnia parasitica CBS 223.65
Lineage: Eukaryota; Oomycota; Saprolegniomycetes; Saprolegniales; Saprolegniaceae
Exons: 1
Source: RefSeq, a predicted model, not a curated record
AUGUACCGUCUUCUCGCCGGCACCGCCGCCGUCACUGCUGUGGCUGCAACGGACGCAGGCUACGCGCCCCAAGUGAAGAGCGGCUACGGCGGUGGCAACACUGGCUACGCGCCCCAAGCCAAGAGUGGCUACGGCGGCAACAACUACGCUCCCCGAGGCAAGGGCGGCUACGGUGGUGGCAAAUCUGUCUACGCGCCCAAAGGCAAGGGUGGUGACGACUACGCUCCCAAAGGCAAGGGCUACAACCGCAAGACAGUGUCGUUUCCGCCGGCGUACGCAAUCAUCGACCCCGACUACUACAGUACCAUCUUUACGGGGUACCAAAACUGUGUCGCAGCCAAGUGCGAUGUGCUUCCGAGCGACUACAGCGCGACUGGCAUCAACGACCGCAUCUCGACGAUCGCGGGCUACACGUCGUGCGUCACGGCGUGUGCGGCCGGCCAAGCACUCGAGACUGUCGAGGACUUCCGGACGCUGCUCGAGAGCGUGAUCGAGAUCGGGAACGACCAGCUGCGCCAGGCGCGCGUGUACCUCUCGGGCCUCGGUGAACUCGACGUGAUUGGCGAGCGCGUUCACAUUGGCGAGUCGUGCUGCCUCCCCAACAGCCACUUUGCGUCGUGGGAGCGCAUCAUGAUUCCUGUCAAAACGAAAUUGAAGCGGUCGCCCAACGACCACGGCAACGCGUACCAUCCCCGAUACCCGACCAAGAAC